Molecule: messenger RNA, 2213 nt
Organism: Lampris incognitus (smalleye Pacific opah)
Lineage: Eukaryota; Metazoa; Chordata; Actinopteri; Lampriformes; Lampridae
Gene: etv6
Product: ETS variant transcription factor 6
Biological process (GO): cell differentiation; regulation of transcription by RNA polymerase II
Cellular component (GO): nucleus
Molecular function (GO): sequence-specific DNA binding; DNA-binding transcription factor activity, RNA polymerase II-specific
Source: RefSeq, a predicted model, not a curated record
CUUUCGGCUCCGUCUUCCAGGAAGGGAUUAUUAACCAGCACACUGCCGCGAUGUAACCCCCCCCCCCCCAACAGGGAAACAAAGAAGUUUCCAGCGCGGAGGACCGAAAGCUGCCGUGUUAUGGACCGACUGGCCACAUAAAGCCCCCCAAAACUUCUUGCUUACGAGGAACCAGCGCAAAGUCAGCGGGGGCGGGCGGGGGGGGGGUCGCGGGUGUUACUACGGUUUGUUUCACGGAGAGAGGGGGGGAAAAAAGGGGGGAAAGAAAAGAGCAAAAGUGGAAGAAGAGGAAGAAGGGGAGAACUUCACGGAAGACAUGUCCGAGUCCUCCUCCAUAACGACCCAGGAGAGGAGCCCUUUCAGUCCUUCCGCGAGCCCCCUGCCAAACUCCACUUCCUCCCCCGUCCAUGCCCCCGUGGCCAAGCCAGCCAGCCGAAUGGAGGACAAGCCUGCCAGGCUGCCGGCGCACCUGCGUUUGCAGCCGGUGUUCUGGAGCCGGGACGACGUGGCUCAGUGGCUGCGCUGGGCAGAGAGGGAGUUCGCCCUGCGGCCGAUCACCAGCGGCUCCUUCCAGAUGAACGGCAAAGCCCUGCUGCUCCUCACCAAGGAGGACUUCCGCUACCGCUCCCCACACUCCGGGGACGUCCUGUACGAGCUCCUGCAGCACACCCUGAAGCAGAGGAAGCCGCACGCCUCCUACCCGUCGGCCUACUUCCCCGGAAACUCCUUCCACUCCCUUCCAGAAACUUCCCUCCAGCACCUCAAACUUGAAGAAACGGUACGGCGGGCACCUUGUGGUACCGAGUCCCUCACCCAGCAUCCGCCAACCAUUGAACUGCGUCACCGCUCCCGCUCGCCCCACCACCCGCCACCCCAGCGGUCCUCCCCGGAACCCAACCACGUGCGCCCCGCCAACGAGGACCCCCACCUGGCCUCCUCCCAGCUGCCCGACAGCAACCACCACCUGCCCGAUGACAUGUAUCCUCUGUCGGUUUCGCCGGCGGCCCCCAACGGUCGCUGCACCACGCCGCGAGACAUCCCCUGCCCGGGCAGCCCCGGGGGCCAGGAGACCGUCCCUCCCCGCGUCAUCCAGCUGAUGCCCAGUGCCAUCAUGCACCCUCUGUUUCUGAGCCCCGGCCGUGGGGGCGGCGGCGCCACUGGGGAUUUCAGACCCAGUCGCGGGGGCCCGAAUCCACAGUCACCCUUCGAGAACGGGCGGGAAGGGAAAGUGCAUCUUCAUCACCCACUAGCGAUGUCCCAACAGCAGCAGCAGCAGCAGCAGCAGCAGCAACAGCAGCUUCUCAAACAGGAGGAGGCGCUCUAUAGGAACCACGUCAUCAUGCCCAUCUCCCCUCCGGAGGAGCAGGCCAUGCCCAUUGGACGGAUAGCAGACUGUAGGUUGCUGUGGGACUACGUCUACCAGCUCCUCUCAGACAGCCGGUACGAGAACUACAUCCGCUGGGAGGACCCCGAGAGCAAGAUCUUCCGCAUUAUGGACCCCAACGGCCUGGCCCGGCUCUGGGGCAACCACAAGAACAGGACCAACAUGACGUACGAAAAGAUGUCCCGAGCACUGAGACACUACUACAAACUGAACAUUAUCAGGAAAGAGCCUGGCCAAAGACUUCUGUUCAGGUUCAUGAAAACUCCCGACGAGAUCAUGAAUGGACAGACCGACAGGCUGGAGCAUCUGGAGUCCGACACGGAUGAACAAAUCUACAUCAAGGAGGAAUGCUGAGGAACUCUGGGAAAGCGAGUCCGUCCGCCGCGGACUCCCAAACAGCCGCCGAUGCCUUUCCAGAAGGAGCUCGAACAAUCAAUGUGAACUUUGAGCGCAAGGACGUUUAACCUCUCAAUUCCAAAUGGGGAGAGACGCUAAUCGUGAUCUCCCGCGAUCUGCCUUUAAGACUUUGAGAAAUUAUUUUUUUUCCCGCAAACUGUCAAACUUAUUUUUAUUUUCUCGAAUGGAGGGACUUGCGGAGGCGCCAUUUGGAUGUAUAGCUCUGUCAGGUUGUCGACAACACAUUCCCCCUCUCCCCGUCUUUGAAUGAACCGCAGCAAAAAUGAACCAAUUACUUUGUGCUUUUGUCACUUUUUGUUGAUUCCCCCCCCCCCCCUCCACAAAUGCAUUAUCCUAUGGAGCUUUUUCAUUUGUAAACCACGGGAGAAGGGUUGACAGGAAUGUUUUGAUCACGGAAUAAAACUUUUUGAUC